This is a messenger RNA of Talpa occidentalis (Iberian mole), 4277 nucleotides long. It is a transcript of the gene SPPL2B, whose product is annotated as signal peptide peptidase like 2B. Lineage: Eukaryota; Metazoa; Chordata; Mammalia; Eulipotyphla; Talpidae. Gene Ontology annotation, biological process: membrane protein proteolysis. The transcript is spliced from 15 exons. Gene Ontology annotation, molecular function: aspartic endopeptidase activity, intramembrane cleaving. Bases 927 to 2600 code for a protein of 557 amino acids. Gene Ontology annotation, cellular component: lysosomal membrane; cytoplasmic side of endoplasmic reticulum membrane; Golgi-associated vesicle membrane. The record is from RefSeq and is a predicted model, not a curated record.
GUUGGGAGUCUUGCCUGGUGCCUUGUGUUUGCACCAAGCUUUAGGGCCUGUGACUAGGCGCAGGUGAAAAGCUCCUGGAGCGGGGCCACGGUUCACGAGGUCCCCCGGCCAAGUCAGAGGCCCCCCUCUGGUUCCCACGGUGCUUGCUGCCAUUGUCCCUGUCACAUGUCCAUUGUCAGCUGCCACCUUGUCUCCAUGGCGGAGUCUCAGGGUCCCAGGAGUGUGGUCUCCGUGUUUGUCUCCAGGUGUUUUUAGCCCAACAAGAGCAUGAAUACAGAGGAAGCCCCAAGUGUGCUGAGUGUAAAUUGGUGUCUAGUUGGGCCCCCCAGCUCUAAUAAGCCUUGGGGGUAGUGCCCUGGGGCCCGUGGGCAUGGCCUGGCUGGUGACAGGCCUCCUGGCCCCUGGGAGAGGGCUUCUCUCCCAGCAGGCGUGACAGGCCCCGGGAGUGAACUGGACUCUGCCAGACUGCCUGGGGCAGGGCAGCCAAGACCUGGGUCCUACCUCUGUGGGCCCUCUGGUGACGGGUGUCCUCCAGAGAGAUGGAGGCUUUCCUUUUGGGGACUGGAGACAGUGUGGGAGCAGCCGCUCUGGGAGGGGUGCUGUGGUCCAGGCAGAUGAGGUGACGAGCAGGUGGCAGCACUUGCUCCGACAUAAAGUGUGAACAGACCGGGUUCCCUGGUGACUGGCGGCGGCACGCUUUCGGGUACAGCCAUGAUUUUUCACAUGGAGGAAGCUGUUCAGCAUCACAUGGAAAAGAUGAGAGUCAGCCCCUACCUUCCCAGCCCUCGACCACCCCAGGGAGAUGUUGGUGUCUGGGGACUCUGGCCUCCCCUCUCUCCAAGUUCAGCAGACGCCUUUGUCCUUGGCCCUGUCAAAACUCGGUCAGCACAGGCCUCUCUGUGCAGCCUGUGGCCUGUGACUACGGCAUGCUGCACGUGGUCUCUGAGAAGGGGGGCCCCAAAGGCAAAGACUACUGUGUCCUCUACAACCCGCAGUGGGCCCACCUGCCGCACGACCUCGGCAAAGCGUCUCUCCUGAAGCUGCGUGACUGGUCCGCCUCCAUGCUCUGCUCCCCGUCUGACCUCCCCUCCAAGGGCUUCAGCAACCAGCUGCCCCUGGUGGCGCGGGGGAACUGCACCUUCUACGAAAAAGUGAGGCUGGCCCAGGGCAGCGGGGCCCGGGGGCUGCUCAUCGUCAGCAAGGAGGCACUGGUUCCCCCAGGGGGCAACAAAACGCAGUAUGAUGAGAUCGGCAUUCCCGUGGCCCUGCUCAGUUACAAGGACAAGCUGGACAUUUUCAAGAGUUUCGGUGGAGCCGUGAAGGCGGCCCUGUACGCCCCCAGCGAGCCCAUGCUGGACUACAACAUGAUCAUCAUCUUUGUCAUGGCCGUGGGCACCGUCGCCCUCGGGGGCUACUGGGCUGGGAGUCGUGACGUGAAGAAAAGGUACAUGAAGCAUAAGCGGGAUGACGGGCCCGAGAAGCAGGAGGACGAGGCGGUGGACGUGACACCCGUCAUGAUCUGCGUCUUCGUGGUCAUGUGCUGCUGCAUGCUGGUGCUGCUCUACUACUUCUACGACCACCUCGUCUACGCCAUCAUUGGGAUCUUCUGCCUGGCCUCCUCCACUGGCCUGUACAGCUGCCUGUCGCCCGUCAUCCAGAGGCUGCCCUUCUGCACGUGCCGGGUCCCCAACAACGGCCUGCCCUACUUCCACAAGCGCCCGCAGGUCCGCAUGCUGCUCCUGGCGCUGUUCUGUGUGGCUGUCAGCGUGCUGUGGGGAGUCUUCCGGAACGAGGACCAGUGGGCCUGGAUCCUCCAGGAUGCGCUGGGCAUUGCCUUCUGUCUCUACACGUUGAAAACCAUCCGCCUGCCCACUUUCAAGGCCUGCACGCUGCUGCUGAUGGUGCUGUUCAUCUACGACGUCUUCUUUGUGUUCAUCACACCCUUUCUGACCAAGAGCGGAAACAGCAUCAUGGUGGAGGUGGCAACCGGGCCCUCCGACUCGGCCACUCACGAGAAGCUCCCCAUGGUCCUGAAGGUGCCCCGACUGAACUCCUCGCCGCUGGCCCUGUGUGACCGGCCCUUCUCCCUCCUGGGCUUUGGUGACAUCCUGGUCCCAGGGCUGCUGGUGGCCUACUGCCACAGGUUUGACAUCCAGGUGCAGUCUUCCAGGGUCUACUUCGUGGCCUGCACCAUCGCCUAUGGCAUCGGCCUCCUGGUGACCUUCAUGGCGCUGGCCCUCAUGCAGCGUGGUCAGCCCGCCCUCCUCUAUCUGGUGCCCUGCACGCUGAUCACCAGCUUUGCCCUGGCGCUCUGGCGCAGGGAGCUGGGCAUGUUCUGGACGGGCAGCGGCUUUGCGAAGGACCUACCUCAGUCUCCAUGGGCACCAACCCCAGCCGAGGGCUCCCAACUACCCAAAGACUCAGACGCGCCCCCCUCCCAGCAGCCUCCAGGUGAAGAGCUCGUCAGGUCCCCCGUGUCUGAAGAGCAGCCCCCAGAACUGUCUGCCCCUGCGGAAUCAGGGACUGAAGCACCCACCCGGGAGCCUGCGAGCCCUGGCAGCCGCACCCCUGAAGCCUCGGGCCAGCCAGACACAGCCUAGGAGGGCGGCGCAGACGGCCCCCUGGCGCUGUGCACCCGAGAGGGCGCAGGGUGGAGACCCAAGCCUGGACCUGCUCGGCCCCUCCCCCAACGUGGUGCUCUGCUCUGGCCGAUGCUCACCCAGGUCCUUGACCCUGCUCCUCUCCCCUUCCAGCCCGCCUCCUUUCCCUUCCUCUCCCCCUCUUCCCCUCUCCCGGCCCCACCCCCCCAGCCCAGUGGCCCCUCCCUUCCCGGCCCUGCUCCGAGCUGGUUGCUGUGGCCUCUCCGCUGGCCGAGGUCACUGUCCUGGCACGCCGGGCCCUGGGCUCUGCAGUCUGCCUUGUUGGGCCCUCGUGGUGCCUAGGAAAGGGCCAGAAGCCAAGGCCGCAGACACGCCCACAUGGUGCUUCAGCGCUGCUGCUUCCCUGCAGGGCCCCCAGAUGUCUUGUCCAGGGUGGGAGAGGCUCCGCUUUCCCAGGUGCCUCAGCCCGUGCACCCAACCAGCUGGGCAGAUGCUGCGACUGGGGCCCCGGCCUAGGACUUGGAGCAUCCCCUGGAAGACUCUGGGGUCGGAGGGGCCGCUGUUGGACUGCGUAGGAGGCGGGCGAUGAGCGGAUGAGCUGGGCCUGGACCUGGGCCUCGCCACCCCGGGGCACCAGCGCCUGUGCUCAAACUUCACAAUAAAUUUUGAGAUUCAGUUGUGUCACCCCCUGGACCAUGACCCUCUUGGGCUGCCCUUCCGGAAAUGGGUAGGCCUGAGGCUGGUGGAUGAGCCUCGGGGUCACGCGGCCCAGCAGUCCUUGACGGCGCCUCUGUUUUGCCCUUCAGCUUGGAGGGCCUCCGCCUUCCCCUCCGUCACCCGCACGCCGUAACCCAUCUCGCGCACGCAGCUCGCGCCUCUGCCACACUGGUGGGCGAGCACGCUCGUUAGUAAAACUCCGAGGAGCUUCUGGAACGUGGGAAGACAUUCUAGAACUGGCAUUUUGUCGUCUACCUCACCAACAGGGCUCUGCACCUGGUGACCGACGCCGUGGUAGAACUGGCCAAGGUCCAUUGGCCCCAUGUCCAGCACCUCCGCCCCGUGGGUUCCAUCCUGUUGCAUGUGGCUCUUUGAAGCCAGUGUCAUGGGAACCCGAGGCUGCUGGCCCCCGGGUGAUGCUCUGGACCUGCUCCCCCUCCAUGCAGCCCCGGGCCCCAGGAGGACACCCCGACCGAAAGCACAGACCCCAGGCCUGCCCCACGCUGCCUCCCGUCGCCCCUGCUCUCCGCUCCGCCCUAGACCUCAGGCACCAGGUCAAACCUGGUUCAUUCCAAGAAAUACCAGCGCCAGACAGACUUGCAGUAGCCUCUGGUAGCCUCACUUCUCGAGAGAGAUGCCGUUUAUUCCAGAAAAACAAAAGCCAUCUGCCACCUGUUCUCAUGUGCUGCUUAAAAGAACUGAGGGGCCUGGGAGGGUUGCAGCUGGACCUGCCAGCUCCACGUGGACUCGGAGGCGGGGGCCGGGGACAGGAUGGGUGAGGGACCACGUACCCCGUGCCCGCUAGACUGCGCCUUAAGCCAUUUUAUACAUUGGUGUAAACGGGGGAUCUCUUCUGUUUUGGAAACUUGACAUGCCAAGGAAUUCAGAGGUGGAUGUUAGUUCCUGAAGUUUCCGUUGGUUUGCCUUGCUUCUCUUGGGCUCUUUUAAUUAAACUGGGCU